Lagenorhynchus albirostris (white-beaked dolphin) is the source of this 1689-nucleotide messenger RNA. Its product is annotated as protein NipSnap homolog 3A-like. The transcript is spliced from 6 exons. The record is from RefSeq and is a predicted model, not a curated record. The coding region runs from base 109 to 852 and encodes 247 amino acids. Gene Ontology annotation, cellular component: mitochondrion. NCBI's taxonomy places the organism in Eukaryota, Metazoa, Chordata, Mammalia, Artiodactyla, Delphinidae.
CGUCCUGCAGUUGUGCAGGUGUCGCUCCCUGCUAGUCGGGAAGCCACAGGAGGAGGAGUUUAAGGAAGAAUCCCGGCCGCGUCCCUUCUCGGCGUUCGAAGCCGCGCCAUGCUUGCCCUCGGAAAGAGCCUGACUAAGGUUCUGGCCGCUCGGACCCUGGCGCCUCAGGUGUGUUCAUCUUUUGCUACAGGCCCCAGACAAUACGAUGGAACAUUCUAUGAGUUUCUUACUUAUUGCGUUAAACCUUCAAAGAUGAAUGAGUUUCUGGAAAAUGUUAAGAAAAACAUACAUCUUCAGACAGCUCACUCUGAACUGGUUGGAUUCUGGAGUGUAGAACUUGGAGGCAGGAUCAAUAAAGUGUUUCAUAUUUGGAAGUAUGACAAUUUUGCUCAUCAAACUGAAGUUCGGAAAGCCUUGGCCAAUGAUAAGGAAUGGCGAGAACAAUUACUCAUUCCAAUUAUGGGUCUCACUGAUAAACAAGAGAGUGAAGUUACUUAUCUGGUGCCAUGGUGCAAAUUAGAAAAACCACCCAAAGAAGGAGUCUACGAGCUGGUAACUUUUCAGAUGAAACCUGGUGGGCCAGCUCUGUGGGGUGACGCAUUUAAAAGAGCAAUUAAUGCCCAUGUCGAGCUAGGCUACUCAAAACUAAUUGGAGUUUUCCAUACAGAAUAUGGAGCACUCAACAGAGUCCAUGUUCUUUGGUGGAACGAGAGUGCGGAUAGCCGAGCAGCUGGGAGACACCAGUCUCACGAGGAUCCCAGAGUUGUGGCAGCUGUUCGGGAAAGUGUCAAUUACCUAGUGUCUCAGCAAAAUAUGCUUCUGAUUCCUACGUCAUAUUCACCAUUGAAAUAGUUUUCCACGGAAAUACAAAGCAUUGCAUGAACUGCCAUAAGAUGUGUCUGUUAAUGGUGCUUCAAUUCUUCCAAGAGAUUCUCACUUUGAUUUGAAGGAGGUGGUAAGCUAAUUUGCUACGUCCCUUGCAUUUUUUAAAAGCUACUCUGUAUCCACUGUCACCACCACUUCAGGAAACAGUCUGUUCAUUUUCCCCUUGGUAUUUCAGUAUCUGUCACACAUUAAAAAUAGUUGCCAUUACUACAGUAUCUUGAUUUUUCAUUUGUUUCAGAAUAUCUCUUGUUCUCUAUUUUGACAACCCUCUGCUGUUAUACCAUUUUCUGACAUACAAAUGAUUGUUACAUUUCCAUACCUGUGACAGUAUAGUUAAAUUAUAUGCAUAAACUAUCAACCUUUUCAUGUCUUUUUCUGAGAUUAUAAAAGUUUUUGUUCAGUAAGGUUUUCUAUGUAAUACCAAUUGGGAUCCAUAAAAAAAUCCAUUAAACGUUUCUUUACUACAGAAAAGUACAGUAUCAUCUGUGUCAUUUAUGUUAAUAAUGGUUUUUACAAUAAUAAUUAAUCAAUUACUUGGAAAAUAAUGUUAUUAGGUCCUGGGAUUAAAGCACAUUGAUAACUCAUUGGUUUAUGUGCUUGCAGUGUCUUCAUUUACAGUUAAUUUUACUAAUUUUUACUUCAUUUUGGAUCACUGUUUAAUAAAGAUACUUGGUCAUCUAAUUGGUUUUUUUUAAAUUGAAGUAUAGUUGAUUUUCAGUGUUGUGUUAGGUCAUCUAUUUGUUUUAAUGAGGUUUAUAAUUAUGGAAAUGUCUGCCCUAAUAAAAGCCUAUAUAUACAAUCUGA